AUAGCAUAUAGCAUCUUUGAACCCACCCAUAAUAUUAAUCCAAAAUCAAUGGACAUUUUGGUUUGGGUUAUUGUAGUGUUGUUUACAUACGUACUUAUUCGGUCUACUUUCUCAAUUUUAGGUUUUAGCAAACCCAAGAACCUACCUCCCGGUCCAACCUCGCUGCCGAUCAUAGGAAAUCUUCACUUGCUAGGCAACCAACCACACCGGUCCCUAGCCAAGCUAGCCCAAACUCAUGGCCCGAUAAUGCUAUUAAAACUUGGUCAAAAAACCACUCUAGUGAUCACAUCCACGGCGGCGGCCAAAGAAGUACUCCAAAAGCAAGACCUUGCUUUCUCUAACAGGCAUAUUCCCGACGCCCUACACGCCCACAACUUCUCCGAGUACUCCCUCACUGUCCUUCCGAUCGGUACCCAGUGGCGGUUCCUCCGUAGGAUUGUCCAUACCAACAUCUUCUCCGACAAAUCCCUUGAGGCCAAGCAACAAAUAUGGGACCAAAAAGUUAAAGAACUCAUAGCAUUUUGCCAAAAAGCAUGCAUGUCCAAAGAUUAUGUGGACAUUGGAGGAGCUACAUUCACAACAUCAAUGAAUCUCAUAUCCAACACUCUUUUCUCUAAGGAUUUUAUAAACUCGUAUGAGGAGGAUUCAAGUAAAGAAUUUAGGGAUGUGGUUACCAACAUUUUAGUGGAUGUUGGGAAGCCAAACCUAGUGGACUUUUUUCCAGUGUUGAAAAAGAUCGAUCCACAAGGCAUUAGGAGGAGAAUGACUCGUCAUUUUGGGAAGAUUUUAGCAAUAUUUGAGGAGUUGAUUGAAGAUAGGUUGGCGAUGAGAAGAUCGGUGGAUGAUGAUGUAUUGGAAGUGUGUUUGAAAAUCAGCCAAGAUAGCCCGGAGGAAUUAAAUCGAUCACAAAUCAAGUUCUUGAUGUUAGAUAUGUUUGUUGGUGGCACCGAUACAACAUCAACCACGGUAGAAUGGGCAAUGACAGAACUACUACGCAACCCGGAUGUCAUGGCGAAAUCCAAAGAUGAGCUUAAACAUGUUAUCGGUAAAGGAAAAAACAUUAAAGAUCAUGAUCUCUCAAGGUUACCCUACUUAUUAUGCAUUGUGAACGAGACAUUGCGACUACACCCACCAGUUCCCUUAUUGAUUCCUCGAAAUGUUGAAAACCCAGUCAAACUUUGUGGAUACAUCAUCCCGAAGGACACACAAGUGCUUGUGAAUGCAUGGGCCAUAGGGCAAGAUCCAACCAUAUGGGAAGACUCGAAAGAGUUUAAGCCGGAAAGAUUUUUGACGCGUCAAAUUGAUGUUCGAGGUCAAGAUUUUGAACUAAUCCCAUUUGGUGCUGGACGAAGAAUAUGCCCUGGUUUUCCGCUUGCAUUACGUACCAUUCCUAUCAUCCUAGGUUCACUGGUCAAUAAUUUUGAUUGGAACCUUGAUGUGAAUCUUCAACCAAAAGUACUAGAUAUGACUGAAAGGUUUGGGAUUAGCUUACACAAAGCCAACCCUCUUUGUCUUAUACCAAUGCCAUUAAAUUAGGAUCCAUCCAUUUAUACCUUAUAUAAGGAGAUGGUGACCGAAAGUAUAACCUUGUAAAAGUGAAUAAUGAGGGUAGUAAGACUAUAAAUAAAAAACCACCAUUGUUAUUAAUAAUGCUUGAUGUUAUAUCAAGUCUAAUGUAAGCAUUGGAGGAGA
This is a messenger RNA of Helianthus annuus (common sunflower), 1692 nucleotides long. RefSeq names its product 7-ethoxycoumarin O-deethylase. The transcript is spliced from 2 exons. NCBI's taxonomy places the organism in Eukaryota, Viridiplantae, Streptophyta, Magnoliopsida, Asterales, Asteraceae. The record is from RefSeq and is a predicted model, not a curated record. Bases 49 to 1536 code for a protein of 495 amino acids. Gene Ontology annotation, molecular function: heme binding; iron ion binding; oxidoreductase activity, acting on paired donors, with incorporation or reduction of molecular oxygen.